GAAAUUUCAAGUACAAAAAUCAUCAAAAAUAAAAACGUCGCAAAAAUUUUGAAGAAGGGAGUUAUUGCGAAAACGGGGUCACGACAUGAUGGACGAUCCGAAAAAGAUCGAAGCUUCAAACUCGCCGAAAGGUUCGCAAGGCUCCCAACCGACUCCUUUCAGCAUCGCGGAUAUUUUAAGCCGCGAAAUACCGUCCCAGGAAACGGAGAGACGUCAAGACGUUUCUGAAGAGGUUGAAAAACUGACACAUCCUCUUCAGGAUAAACUCCUCGUUGAAUACGCGCGUACCACGAGCAGCCACCCUUUGACGGAAGCCGAGGCUCAUCUCCAGGGAACCCGGUUUCCAAGAUUUCCAUCACCGGAGUUGAGCAUGGCUCGCGAGCUCGAUAUCCUCAGGCGAAAUUUGGCCCAGGCUAACCUUACCGGUUUCGGGAAUCUUCAGCACCUUGGACAGGGGAGCUUCAAGCACUUGGAAACCCUCGGGACGAUCGCAGCUUAUCAACAGAGUGCCACAGAGGCCAGAGACUCCGCACAGCGACAACAAGACGAGGCUCUAGAUAUGAGCAAGAGCAAGCUCUUCGAUGACAUCGAGGAAGAUAUUUACGACUCUCAGUCUCACGGGCAAACACUUCAAGGCAGAAAGAAGAGGAGCAGAGCUGCCUUCUCUCACGCACAGGUAUACGAAUUGGAACGGCGAUUCGCGGCACAAAAAUACUUGUCAGGACCAGAAAGAGCCGAUCUGGCUCGAGGCCUCAAGCUCACCGAAACCCAAGUCAAAAUAUGGUUUCAAAACCGAAGGUACAAGACCAAAAGACGUCAGCAGCAGGAACUCGGCGCCCUUGUCAAUUCGGGAUCCGCACGGCGAGUCGCGGUUCGCGUUCUUGUUCACCCGGACGAGCAUCUUCGAGGGGUCCCGCUUCCCGGUCCCGGCCAAAUUCCCGGACAGCUUCCCGGCGCCCAGAUACAUCCGGUGAACAAGGCGCUCUCCGGGUUUCCCUACUACUGCCUUCCAUAUCACCCCUUGUUGUGCCCACCGCUUCAUUCCGCUCAAAUACAAGCCCAGACCUCGAUACAGGAUAUGAAUCAGAGGCAACGGGAAAUGCAGCUUUCGAAAAAUGACGACGAAAAGUAAUACACCGUUUUAUCAUAGGACUAUUGUGAAGAUUGGAUGUACAAUUAAUUGGUUUACU
Molecule: messenger RNA, 1190 nt
Organism: Diprion similis
Lineage: Eukaryota; Metazoa; Arthropoda; Insecta; Hymenoptera; Diprionidae
Product: homeobox protein bagpipe-like
Exons: 3
Coding region: 86-1132 (348 amino acids)
Biological process (GO): cell differentiation; regulation of transcription by RNA polymerase II
Cellular component (GO): nucleus
Molecular function (GO): RNA polymerase II cis-regulatory region sequence-specific DNA binding; DNA-binding transcription factor activity, RNA polymerase II-specific
Source: RefSeq, a predicted model, not a curated record